AUGCAGACUAUGUUCUUGACUCAGUUCCAGGCAACCGUCAAGUAUGCUCCACCGGUCACCACUUUGGCAAACAUCAAACAGAAGGAAGGAGAGACUCUCCAUGCUUACUUCAAGCGUUUUAAUGCGGAAUCAUCUAAUGUUCGGGGAGCGACAGAUGAGACAUUGAAAAGUUUCUUGGUGGCAGGGCUUCGAGUAGGAACCGACUUUUGGAAACACUUGCAAGGCAAUGAUCCCAAGUCCUUAGCGGAUCUUUAUGCAAGGGCUGAAGCAUACAAGAAUGUCGAGCAAUCACUGGAUGAGAGUAGGAAGAAUGACAGAAGCCCUGUUAAGGCCCGGCAAAAGAGGAGAGACCGGUCCCCAAGUCCAGAACAAAGGGGGAGGCGACGAAGUCCCAAUCGGGUCAACACCACGUACAAAAGGAACUACACGCCUCCUAGGGAUCAUGAAGAAAGAGGAGAUCGUUGGACAUCGCUCGCUGCACCAAUUGACCACAUCUGCGAAGUUAAUCGAGACAAGGGACUCUUUCGCAGGCCAGCACCACUAAAUUCUUGGAGAGCCAAGAAUAAGGACAAGUACUGUGAGUACCACGAAUCAACUGGGCAUGACACCCAUGAAUGUAGGCAACUGAAAGAAGAGAUCGAAUCGCUAAUCAAAGAAGGUCACCUUAAUGAGUGGAUAGUACGUGAAGCCCGAUCUCGAUGGGAUAUUCGAGCCAAAGACAAGAGAGGACUUGGUUAUACAGGGGACCAAGUGUGA
This is a messenger RNA of Daucus carota subsp. sativus, 756 nucleotides long. RefSeq lists its product as uncharacterized. The coding region runs from base 1 to 756 and encodes 251 amino acids. The record is from RefSeq and is a predicted model, not a curated record. Lineage: Eukaryota; Viridiplantae; Streptophyta; Magnoliopsida; Apiales; Apiaceae. The transcript is spliced from 2 exons.